AAUAAAUGCUUUUGAACUUUCCAUUCAACAAAGAAUCCUGAAAAGAAAAAAUGUAUCAUGGUUUCCACAAAAAUAAUAAAAAAAGUAGCACAACUGUUUUUAACAUUGAUAAUAAUAAGAAAUGGAAAAAUUAACUGUGGAAAAUUCAGCUUACAUUUUAAAAUAUAUAAAAAAGAAAACUUAUUUUAAAUUGUAAUAAUAUUUUGCAAUAUUACUAUUUUUACUGUAUUUUGAUCAAAUAAAUGCAGCCUUGGUAAGCAUAAGAGACUUCUUUCAAAAACCCCAAACUUUUGAACGGUAAUGUAGGUGAAGUGGAUUUUUCUGAACAUUGUUAGCCAUUUGGAACCUAAUAUUAAUGUAAUGACACUGACAAAUUGUGUCCCACUUUACCUUCAUUCACCUUAGAUGACUGAAUGAGCAGGGUUUUGACUGCCUUAAAUGUAUGCUGAAGGAUAUUGUGAAGGUGUUUCUGAGUGUUUCUUGGUUCACUGCCAUACUGAAGUAUACCUGCAGGUACUGACAACUCAUCUGUCAUGGUUUAAUAGCCAUAGACAGCUUGUCUUAUAUUGGCUUGUAGCAUCUAUCAUCCAAAGAGGAUGCCCAUUUACUUUUCAUUGUCAGCUGUUGAAUGCAGCGAUAUAAACAUUCAGGUUCAUCCCACAGAAUAGAUGAAAUAUAUUAGACAAUUAGUCAGUAUUCGUUGACUCUCACAUUUGCGUAUGGCUGUUCGUUUUCUCUUUUUUUUUUUUCUCUCUCUCUCUCUGGCUUGGCAAUGAGUAAAAGCUGUGUCCUUUUAGAAUGUAAUGUAUUUAACUCUUUUAUCAGUUUACCAGUUACGUCUGCAUAAGAAUGUAAGCCUUUAAUGCAAAUAAGGCUCAGUUUGCAUCUUUCAUGGUUAUCGAAAACAGGUCUCUCUUUUCUACUUUAGACAUUUCAUAAUGUUUAUUCCACCUUUAAGUAUUGAAAUCACUGCCACAUUUUGUGUCUAAAGCAGUUGUUGUGCCAAUUAAAGCCAUUGUGAAGUCUUGCAAGGCCAAAGGUUUACAAUCUAUCAGGAACAAAAGCGUUUAUUCUGUCAUGUGAGCAUUCAAUUUGUCUGUUCCAUGAGAUGUAUAUCUGUCAUUCUCUUUAUUUUAGUGGACUGACUUCUGAGUCUGUCAUAGAAUGUACUUAGAAAGACAUCUGUUUUUGUUUUAUUUAAAUGUUAAGACUGUUCCUAUUAUACGUUGAACUGUUUUGCUGAGUUUUCGCAGUCUGUUUGAAUCCUGUUUGCUGAAUUGAGAACAUGGUCCAUCCCCAAAUUGUAUUACCCUUUCUGCUUGACAGGAUUGACAUGAACAAUAUACAACAGUUGUCAAUACAACCAACCAAUCAGAAUGUGACUUCCAUUUAGACAACAGCCAUCACUUUGGAUACAUCUAUCAGGCCCGCGCAGAUCUUCAAUGUUCUUUCAAUGUCCCUCACUGCUAAAAUUUUGAAAUGUUCCUUUCGGUUACCAAUAAGUGUCUUGUAUUUUUUGUUAUGUGUAACAUGCUUUUACCUAUCCUAAAAUCACCACAUAUAAUGUGAAAAAAGUCUGCAGUUCCCAUCUGGGCCUGCUUCUAUCCAAUCGAUUGAGUCUGUAAACGGAAAGUUAUUUGCUUAUAACUUUUUCAUCACCAAUGCACAACAUUUAGCUCAAACAUAAUCAUCACCACUCACUCAGCACUUUGUCUAUGUCUUUUGUGAAGACUAUUUGUCUGUGUGUUCUCUUUAGGGUACAAGUGGGAAACAGCACCCUAACGUUGUUUGAUUUAAGUCCAGGCAUGUCUGACUCCAACAGCGUUUAUAAUGUAUAUUCCGCUGUAAUUAAUAACAAUUAAAACAAUGUCUACCCAACUAUGUUCUAGCAUGCAUCAUUUCAUUGCAAACACCGACACAAAACGAUGGAGGCCGGUAAAUAAUAAAUGGAUAAUUAUCGCAGCAAUUACAGAAGAAAAACGACACUGAAAAGAAAGAAACCAACCUUCGACUUGUCUCUCCAUGAAAUGGCAUAUUGUAUGUAGUGAUUUGCAUCAACAGAUUGCCAGGGAAGUUGAAUUGAGUUAAUUGUAUGCAUUGAACCAUUAACUGGGUCACAGAAGGUGAUCGUCCCGCUUUAUAAUCUGGGAUCGUUUGGCUAUUUCUCUCUUUUUUAACAGACAAGGGUCGGACUAGGAUGUGAACAAUUUCAAACUAGCUUUUAGCAGUAAAGGGAGGAGCUUUGAGAUAAAGGGCAUUAGAUAAGGCCAUUAGUGCUCCGUGGAUUACAGUAAUCCAGCCCCUUUAAUAUCAGUGCGGUGGUCCACCACUCGAAAAAUAAACCAUCAUGGAGUACAGACUGCAGAACACGUUACUGUUAGCCAUCCUGCUGGUGUCUGAAGGUUUUGUUGGGUUACAAGCGCAAGAGGAUGGCGAGGGCAACGACACAUGGGCUGAGAAAACCUGCAAGUGUGACUGCGAUGAAUCCUCUAGCAAACUGCUUUCCAAAGGUUCUUCAUCAAGUUGGUCGCAGGAGAUGGACUGCAUGCCAGAGUGUCCCUACCAUAAGCCCCUGGGUUUUGAGGCAGGAUCUGUGACUUCAGAUCAGAUGAGCUGCUCUAAUGAAGACCAGUACACAGGCUGGUUCUCCUCCUGGAUUGCAAGCAAGGCAAGGCUCAACAGCCAAGGAUUUGGCUGUGCCUGGCUGUCUAAGUUCCAGGAUACUAACCAGUGGCUUCAGAUUGACCUGAAGUUGGUCAAAGUGGUUUCUGGGAUCCUGACCCAGGGGCGCUGUGACUCUGAUGAGUGGGUAACCAAGUACUCUGUGCAGUACCGCACCAAUGAGAAACUCAACUGGAUCUACUAUAAGGACCAAACUGGAAACAACAGGGUGUUCUAUGGAAACUCUGACCGUUCUUCCACAGUCCAGAACCUGCUGCGUCCACCUAUCGUAGCACGUUACAUCCGUAUCAUCCCUCUUGGCUGGCACACUCGCAUCGCCAUCCGUAUGGAGCUGCUACUAUGCACGAAUAAAUGCACCUGAUCUGGAACACUCCAGAAAAGCCAUACCCAACUAUUUCCUGUACUGCCCCCUUUCUUGUAUCACAACAUGCCAAAGUGAACAUCACUGCAUAAACUCACUGCACUUGUUUCUAUUUUAUGGUAUUUUCAAGGAGGAAAUUAUCAGUAGAAUUGUGUUAGUUACAUUUAUUUGUGUUAAAGAUGUUUUCCUUUUCUCUUUACAUUUUUUUUCCCUGUCAUUUUGUAUUCGAUUCAUGUACAAAAAUGUUUUUUUGCUUUGGCAAAUCAGAUAUAAAAGAGGGUAUCUGGUGCAAGCUGAGGCCAGAGGCGGCAACUUUGGUAAUAUGGCUAAACCAGAGGUUAGCUUAUCUGGAGAGAGGUGGGGAGAUCUUGUGGAGUUGUACUGAAUGUUGUUAUUGUGUGAUCUGAUGUGGUUUGUGAUGGUGAUGUAGGGUAUUUUAUUCCCACUGUUAUGUCCAAUUCCUUUUUGUGAGCCUAUAUUGAUUAAUUGUAUUUGUGGCUUACCUGAGAAACAACACCCUUGAAUAAAGAACGUCUCUCUGUGUA
Molecule: messenger RNA, 3588 nt
Organism: Megalobrama amblycephala (Wuchang bream)
Lineage: Eukaryota; Metazoa; Chordata; Actinopteri; Cypriniformes; Xenocyprididae
Gene: rs1a
Product: retinoschisin 1a
Exons: 6
Coding region: 2348-3043 (231 amino acids)
Source: RefSeq, a predicted model, not a curated record